This is a messenger RNA of Beta vulgaris subsp. vulgaris (sugar beet), 1430 nucleotides long. RefSeq lists its product as uncharacterized. The record is from RefSeq and is a predicted model, not a curated record. Lineage: Eukaryota; Viridiplantae; Streptophyta; Magnoliopsida; Caryophyllales; Amaranthaceae. The coding region runs from base 436 to 1308 and encodes 290 amino acids. The transcript has 3 exons.
CUUUUGCAGAAGCUUCUUUAUCCUUUUUGAAGGAAACUGAUCAAGAAAUGGCCGAGCGACUAACUUCCGCUGCUCUCAAGGCCGCUCGGAUCAGGGCCGAGAUGAAGGCGAAUAAGAUCAACAAGCCCUCCAAGCCGAAGGAUCCCUCGAACCCUAAACCGAGGAAACGCAAGGAGAGGGCCGAGGAGAGGGUCGAGCUGACGGAGAAGGCUCUGGCCAAAGCCCAGCUGAGAAGGAGGCCUCAGCGAAAAAGGCUCGGAAGGAGCCUUCGUUGAGGUGAACAGUCCCCGACCCGACUUUGGAGGGGGAGACACCCACAUUUCGGUUCACCCCUCGGACUUUGAACCUGUCCGGAGUCCGGGACAUGUUCAGGGGACCUCCAACCCUUCUCUGGCCGAGCGCUCUUUGUCCGAGGCGCCCGUCCCCUUUACACAAAUGUCCAAGACGGACAAGAAGAAGAGGAUUUCCGACGCACUGGAGAUCCUAUGCACUCAGACCGACCGGGACCAUAUUAAUGAGGUCAACGGGAGGAAUGAGUCGAGCGAGCUCUUCCGCUCUUGGAUGGACUUUUCCAUCCGAAUGACCAAGGUGGCCGAAGAUCGGCUCGCUCUGGUACAAGAGGUCUCGGAUCUGAAGCAGGCGGCUCGGUCGCAUAUUGAUGAGUUGUACCAGGCCAUGGAGGCCAGGCGCUUAGCCGAGCUACGUCUGGAGGAGGCCAAUUCCAAGAUUGACAAGGGCGAGGCAACGUGGAAGCAAGAGAGGGAGGACUGGAAAGUGGAGAGGGCCAACCUUGCUCUGGCCAAAGAGAAUGCCGAGUCUGCCAAGGCUACGGCCGAGACCAAUCUGGCCAAGGUCGAGGGCGACUUGGAGAGGGUCCAGCUUAAACUCUCCACAACCGAGGCCCAACUCAAAGAGGCUCAGGCGGCCGUCGACCGCUCCCAGGAGGAGUGGUUCAAGGCCUGGCAGGCUUCGGAUGAUUGCACUGAGUUUUGCGCCGAGGUUGGCCAGUCUUCCCACAAGAUGGGCGAGGAUGAGGCCCUUGCCAAGCUCAGGGAGGCACUGGCUGACUCUUCCCCCGAAGCCGACUGGAAUUCCGUCUGGUCGCGCUACCAGGAGAUAGCCGAUGCUGAAGCAGCCGUCAUCAAGGCAAAAAUGGCCGAGGAAAUGAGCUCGGAUGACGAGGAUGAGGAUGAUGAUGACGAAGGCGCUGCUAGCACCGAGCCGCCUCCAGGGAAUGCUGCCGAGCAACCUGAUGCUGGGAACCCUGCUGCUUAUCCUGCUGCCGACCCCACUCCCCAGCUGCCUUAGGAUUUUUUCUAUGUUUUUGCCAUGUUGGCUUUUGCUUUAAUUUUUGCAUCGCUUUCGACUCUGUAUUUUUGUAAACUUUUGGUUGUAUUUUGCAACUCUUGAUCAAUUGGAAUACAACUACU